CUUCAUGUAUUCGCCGCUCGCCUCGAUAACCGAUCCCGGCGGGCUCGAUGAGAACCACUAUCUCUUUGAUAGCUCAAACGAUGAACUCCUAUCAAUACCAAUGCCCCAAGAUGGCGACCAUUUGAAAGGACAAUCCUCUCCCUCCGCCCCCAUGGAUGGUCUCAACAGUCAUCUAAACUACACAGAGUCGAUUCCGUCAUCCGUACACUGUGGCGAUGAUCAGGGGACAUCUUAUAUCAAUGGGAUGCAUAUAAGUGGGGUGAAUGAUCGAGAUGGGUCACCCUCUAGCGGUCAUGUGAAUGGUGUCGAUAUCAGUAACGGCUCCGCCACCGCGUACCAGCCUCACCCUCUCCGAGCAUCAGAUACCAUCGAAGUAUCAACAGGGAAAUCUGGACAAUAUCAGAAACAUAGUACUGGCGAGCCAGAUAUGAUGUUAGACAACAGUGUAUCGAACGAUACAUCGCAUGUAGGGUCCGCCGUAAACCGUCGCCAUGCGACGCAGAACCAUCAGCUUGCUAAAGGCACCCCGAAAGCCUCAUCGACGCCUGAAUCAAAUCUAACGCCGAACCAAGUUGGUCCAGAAACAAGAAGACAGCUGAAAUCCGUCAAAGGGAAGCCUACUGAGUUGAAAGCAAACGCAUCCAUACCCACCGAAAUGUCGUGGGCAGAAUUUGGCCGUCAGUGUAUAUUGGCAGCAGAGAGUUCACGGCUGAACCCCUUUGCUCUUCAUCAAGAAGAGUACAAAAUUUUGCGACACCACGUAACUCACGCCCAGGUCACAAUUUACCUUAAUAUUCGUAACGCUAUUCUCAGACUGUGGACACGGAACCCGCUGGUAUAUGUAAGCCAUGAAGAAGCUGCUGGCUGUGCACGGGAUAAGCGAUACUUCAACUUAGCGAAGGUAGCAUACACCUGGUUAAUGAGGAAUGGCUACAUUAAUUUUGGGUGCGUGGAAACCCCGAAUACUGCGGCCACGAUCCCAUACACCAAGGUCAAACGAGGCGUACAGCGUACGGUGAUCGUGGUCGGAGCUGGAAUGUCCGGACUUGGGUGUGCGCGACAUUUAGAAAGCUUGUUCGCACAGCUCGGCAAUGUCUGGGUUGAGCAGGGAGAGCGACCACCCAAAGUAGUUCUUCUGGAGGCUCGCCCUCGGAUCGGAGGCCGUGUAUACUCACACAAAUUUCUCAAUCAACAAGGAUUGUGACGGGAUACGAACACGGCAACCCUAUGAAUGCUCUCAUUCGUGGUCAACUCGGCAUACCAUAUCACGCUCUCC
Molecule: messenger RNA, 1276 nt
Organism: Periconia digitata
Lineage: Eukaryota; Fungi; Ascomycota; Dothideomycetes; Pleosporales; Periconiaceae
Source: the annotation of a GenBank genome assembly